Molecule: messenger RNA, 2037 nt
Organism: Morus notabilis
Lineage: Eukaryota; Viridiplantae; Streptophyta; Magnoliopsida; Rosales; Moraceae
Product: pentatricopeptide repeat-containing protein At3g22670, mitochondrial
Exons: 2
Coding region: 342-1970 (542 amino acids)
Molecular function (GO): protein binding
Source: RefSeq, a predicted model, not a curated record
CCAAAAAAACAAAAAGCUGAAAGAAAUGGCGGUAUUUCCCUUCGGCAGAAACAAAAAAGAAAAGCCCUCGCAAGGAAAUUACCAUACUUUUUGCUUCGCUGAAUUGCGACUUCUCUCCUAAAUACACUGCUAUAACUGCAGAGUAACACCAAAAUCAUCACCAGGGUCGUUCAAAGAAGCUUGAUAUUCGAAUCAUUGCCUAGCCAAAAACAUAGAACCAAAACUAAAAAAACUAUCCUUGUUGUAUUAUCACUUUGAGUUCUUGGGUCACUAUAACAUUGGGUAACCCAAGGCAAACCCCACAAAUAACGAACUUCAAAAAGCUUGAGCACUUAUCCAAGAUGCUCACAAAAUUGCUUACUGCUAGGCAAUUUUCCAUUUCAAAAACCAAUGUCAACGCUUUCCGCUCUCUCUUAUUUAACCCGCUAUGCACGAAGAUUGAACCAACCCAAGUUACAGAAUCGCCCGAGCUCCCGAGUUGGGCCAAAGUCAAUCCUGCAAGUGCACAUGAAGAUGAUGAUGAUUUUGUUAUACCUUCUCUUGCUAAUUGGAUUGAGACUCGGAGGCUUGAUGACCCCCGUAAACUUGUUCAACAGUUUAUCGAUGAAACUACCGAGACGGAUGUCGAUAAGAUUAGUAAGAUUCUAAAGAACAGGUAUUCAUCGCCAGAAGAAGCAGCUCAAGCUCUUGAUGGGUGUGGUUUAAGUGUAUCAGAAAAUACAGUUGAACAGCUGUUAAAGAGAUUCAGCCAUGAUUGGGUCCCGGCUUUUGGAGUAUUCAAAUGGGCAAAACUGCAGGCAGGUUACAAGCAUUCCCCUGAGUUGUAUGACUUAAUGAUUGAUAUUCUAGGCAAAGCAAAGAAGUUCCAGCUCAUGUGGGAGCUGAUUGAGGAAAUGAACAAUUUGGAAGGGUACAUUUCAUUGUCCACAAUGACUAAGGCCAUGAGGAGACUUGCUAGAGUUUGUAUGUAUAAGGAGGCAAUAGACGUCUUCCGGGGAAUUGAGAGAUUCGGUUUAAGCAAGGAUGUUGUCGCGUUGAACAACCUUAUGGAUGCAUUGAUGAAGGAGAAAAGUGUUGAGCAUGCCUAUGAAGUUUUCUCGGAGGUCAAGAAAUCGAUACCCGUGAAUGAUCAGAGUUUCAACAUUUUGAUAAAUGGGUGGUGCAGAGCUAGACAAUUGGACAAGGCUAGGAAGAUUAUGGAGGACAUGGAGAAACACGGGUUUAAACCUGACACGUUCUCUUAUACUUGUUUGGUUGACGCAUACUGUGGUGACAAGGAUUUUCGCAAAGUUUAUGCUCUUCUAGAUGAAAUGAAUGACAAAGGUUGCACGCCGAACAUUGUCACGUACACCAUUUUAAUGCAUGCUUUGGGGAAGGCAAAGCAAGUAAAUGAAGCUUUGAAGGUUUAUGAGAAAAUGAAAGAGAAUGGAUGUGUUCCUGAUGCAUCUUUCUACAACUCUCUGAUUUUCAUACUUGGCAAAGCAGGAAGGCUGAAGGAUGCCCGCGAAGUGUUCGACGACAUGUCAAAGCAAGGAGUUGCUCCGAACGGGCUGACAUAUACUACCAUGAUUUCUUGUGUUUGUGACCAUUCGCUAGAAGAGGAAGCUCUGAAGUUGCUUAAGAAAAUGGAAGAAGAGUCGUGCAAACCGGAUCUUGGGACUUAUGCUCCCUUGUUGAAGAUGUGCUGCAAGAAAAAGAGGAUGAAAGUGCUUUACUUUCUGCUAAAUCACAUGUUUAACAACGACGUGAGCAUCGAUGUUGGGACGUAUUCGCUUCUUAUAACCGGGCUUUGCAAGAGCGGGAAAGUUGAACAUGCUUGCUCUUUCUUUGAGGAAAUGGUUUCUAAGGGACUGGUUCCUCAGUACAGCCCAUAUAAGAGGUUGCUUAAGGAACUUGAGGCCAAAAAUAUGGUGGAAACUAAGGAAAACAUUGAGAAGUUGAUGUUACAGGCAAAGGAGUUACGUAGUUAGUGUAUCUUCAGAUUUUGUGACAAUUUAAUUUAAAUUGAGAAUUCUUAAGGUUUCUUUUGGUUCCAAA